AUGGUUCAUAUUAUAUUUAUUAUUGAUUAUAAAACCCAUCCAGGACAAGUAGUUAGAGUAUGUGGUUCUGCUAAAGAACUUGGUAGUUGGACAGAAGGAUAUACUAUGACAUAUAAAGAUGGAAAAUGUAUAGCAGAAGUUGAUAUUAACACCAUUCCAUUUGAAUAUAAAUUUCAAGUCUAUAAUUGUGAUGGGCAUUAUGUAGAACAAUGGGAAAGUUGUGCAAAUAGAUUAUUUAUUCUUUGUAAACAAGCUGAUGAAAUAGUCGUUGAAUCAGUUUGGAAUUAUCCUGAUGGUACUAAAAUAUCAUCUAAACGAACAAAAAUUGUUAAAUCAACAAUUAAGAAAUCAUGUUCACAAGAAUUUGCAGAUCUUUAA
Messenger RNA from Entamoeba histolytica HM-1:IMSS, 378 nucleotides. RefSeq lists its product as uncharacterized. Lineage: Eukaryota; Evosea; Mastigamoebida; Endamoebidae. Gene Ontology annotation, cellular component: membrane. Bases 1 to 378 code for a protein of 125 amino acids. Gene Ontology annotation, molecular function: starch binding. The record is from RefSeq and is a predicted model, not a curated record. The transcript has a single exon.